GAUUUAGGAUUUACGAGGAUUUUUGUACAUGGAUAACCACAUUUGACGAGGUUUGACAGACCAAAUCUAGAACAUAGGGAGGCCGAAGGAGAGCAGGUGAGCCUACUCUCUCUAACCACAAGAAUGGUGCAGUUAGUAUUUCCAGCAAACUCUUCUAACCCACUUUCUGCGUUAGCCAUGUAUAUGGGACUAGGUAGAGGGCGUAAAGCAGCAAUGCAAAAAUGGAAGAGAAUGAAGUCAUACAAUAUUCUAAUAGGAAAAGAAUCAGUCAACCACAUUCAGCUCCUUUCCUAUAGGAGGAAAAGCCAGGAAUAGCUAAAAAAGAUAGGAAUCUUGGGAUAUCUUCUUCAGUUGCUCCAACUAUAGCGCUUCCAGUCAGGCUCAUAGCUUCUGUUCCCUUUAAUUGGGAGGACGAGCCAGGUAAACCUCUACCCUGCUUCUCCCUUCCACCACUUGAAACAGCACAAGCCUCGAUUUUGCCUCUGCCCCCAGUCUGCUCAAAGGGAUACCGUGAUGAUUCCAACAGCAGUGAUGAUGGAGGCAAUAGCAAUAAUGAAGAAAGGAUGUUUGAUAUGGACUUUGAAACAUUUGGUUAUGAAACUGAUGAUUCCUUCAGCUCAGCUACAUCUUUCCUAGCAAAUUGCCUCAAAGCUUCUGAGAUGAUUUCUACUGCCAUUCCAGUGCAGAAGAAUUCCCAAGGUAAUAGCAGUGACUAUCUGGAAACUUUUUCUUCGCCAGCUUCCAGAGCAGAGGGUAGUAUAAGCAGCUAUGCAACUGGCAAUUCAGGUCUUGAGGGUGCUUCUUUCUUGGAAUUCCUUUUCCCACUGCUUCCACCCAAUUUUGGUUUCCUUGAAAGGGUCAGGCACUCUGAGCAGGGCUCUCAGGCUCUAAGAGGGUUAGAUCAGAAGAGUACUACAAAUGCUGUGAUAAGAAGGCCACUGACACUUGGAGAGCUGAUUUUGAUGAGCCAAAGGAGAAGUUAUCAGAGAAAGGCUGUUCAAAUGAGAAAGCAGAAUCUAUCGAUGGUAAUUCUAAAUCUCUUGCUUCCUUUUCCAUUGCUUAUUGCCUUGAACCAGAGUUCAUAUUAAACUGCUUUAGAGCAAAAUGUGAAAUACAUUGGAAAGAACUGA
This is a messenger RNA of Rubroshorea leprosula, 1130 nucleotides long. NCBI's taxonomy places the organism in Eukaryota, Viridiplantae, Streptophyta, Magnoliopsida, Malvales, Dipterocarpaceae. The record is from the annotation of a GenBank genome assembly.